Panicum virgatum (switchgrass) is the source of this 933-nucleotide messenger RNA. RefSeq names its product putative F-box protein At3g16210. The record is from RefSeq and is a predicted model, not a curated record. The transcript is spliced from 2 exons. The coding region runs from base 1 to 933 and encodes 310 amino acids. Gene Ontology annotation, molecular function: protein binding. NCBI's taxonomy places the organism in Eukaryota, Viridiplantae, Streptophyta, Magnoliopsida, Poales, Poaceae.
AUGGAGCGCCCGAAGAAGAGCGGCGCAGUGGCUGGCCUCCCCGACGACCCCCUCGUGGAGAUCCUCUCGCGCGUCCUCGUCAAGGAUCUCCACCGAUCCAAGUGCGUCUCCAAAGGCUGGCGCGACCUCAUCGCCGACCCCCUCCACCGCAAGAAGCUGCCCCAAACCCUACAAGGGUUUUUCCCAUCCUACCCGGGGGAAUCUUUCAUGCAGUAUGGAAGACCUUUCAUCAAUCUGUUUGGGGGAUCCCCGCCGCCCGUCGACACUUCUCUUCCCUUCCUGAAGAAGCUGCCUGGCAUUCACAAGAUCUGGCUCAGGGGGUCCUGCAAUGGGCUCCUCCUCUUUAAGCACCACACCAGUCUUCACGACCUCGGCCAUAUCGUGUUCAACCCUGCCACAGAGCAAUGGGCGGCUGUGCCCUGUGAACACACUCCGAUGGAUAAGCAUUGUCGAUUGAGGCACACCUUUUUGGUCUUUGACCCGGCUGUCUCCUCGCACUUCCAGUUGGUCAUCUUCUGUGAGGAGGGGAAUGUGUGCACAGUGCACUCCUACUCCUCAAAAACAGGAUUGUGGAGUCACACCCAGAUUGACUGGGCUGAAGAAGUAAAACAACGAGGACAAUUGAAAAAGUGGGUUCCUCAGAUCAGUGGCGUUGACUCUCAUGCUACCCUUUUUAAUGGCAUGCUGUAUUUGAUGUUGAGUGAUGAUCAGAUUGCUGAGGUGGAUGUGGAAGGGAAGACACGAAGGAUCAUCUCAGCGCCACCUUCGGUGGGUAGGCAAGUGUUCGCCACCGUUCAAUUUUCAUUGGUCAAUCCCAAGGGCGCCUGCAUUGCAUCAAUGAAGAACAUGUCUGAGCAUGAAGAGAAACUAAUGGGGUGCGGCGAGGCAAGCACCAAGGACGUGGCCAGGGUUGGCAAGUGUGGAAGCCGGUGA